AUGUCUGUGUCCAAGGUUGCUUCCCUCACCGGUCUUCUGGAAUUUGCUUCCCUCGUCGCUGGUCACGGUUAUGUCUCUGGUAUUGUUGCCGAUGGCAAAUACUACGGCGGAUACAUUGUCAACAAGUACCCCUACAUGGAAAAUCCCCCCGACACUGUCGGCUGGUCUACCAGUGCCACUAAUCUCGGCUUCGUGGACGGCACUGCAUACCAGACAGCGGACAUCAUCUGCCACAAGGACGGAAAGCCCGGAUAUUUGUCUGCGUCCGUAAUGGCCGGUUCGGACAUCGAGUUCCAGUGGACUGAAUGGCCCGAGAGCCACCACGGCCCUGUCAUCACAUAUCUUGCCUCAUGCAACGGUGACUGCUCGUCGGUGGACCCCGUCUCCUUGAAGUUCUUCAAGAUUGACGCCAAGGGCCUUAUCGAUGGCAGCAGUCCUCCCGGCCAUUGGGCCUCUGAUGACUUGAUCAGUAAUAACAACUCGUGGACCACCACUAUUCCCUCUUCCGUCUCCAGCGGCAAUUACGUUGUGCGCCAUGAGAUCAUCGGUCUUCACUCUGCUGGCCAGGAGAACGGUGCUCAGAAUUACCCCCAGUGCAUCAAUAUCAAGGUCACGGGGGGCAGCGAUGCCAAACCUGAGGGAACUCCAGGAGAGUUCCUGUAUAAGAAUACCGACAAAGGAAUCAAGUUUAACAUCUACUCCGAUCUGAGCGGUGGAUAUCCCAUCCCUGGUCCUGCUAAGUUCAAUGGCUAG
Messenger RNA from Aspergillus tanneri, 753 nucleotides. Its product is annotated as lytic polysaccharide monooxygenase auxiliary activity family 9 protein. NCBI's taxonomy places the organism in Eukaryota, Fungi, Ascomycota, Eurotiomycetes, Eurotiales, Aspergillaceae. Bases 1 to 753 code for a protein of 250 amino acids. The transcript is spliced from 2 exons. The record is from RefSeq and is a predicted model, not a curated record.